This is a messenger RNA of Dovyalis caffra, 1545 nucleotides long. Lineage: Eukaryota; Viridiplantae; Streptophyta; Magnoliopsida; Malpighiales; Salicaceae. The record is from the annotation of a GenBank genome assembly.
AUGGACACUCUAAUAUCAAAGGGUAAAAGUGCAAAAAAGCCACUGGUGGUGGCUGGAUGUGUGCCUCAAGGAAGUCGGAAUGUGAAGGAAUUAGAAGGAGUCAGUAUAGUUGGAGUCCAGCAAAUAGAUCGUGUAGUUGAAGUUGUAGAAGAGACUUUAAAAGGUCAUGAAGUGCGGCUUUUGAACCGCAAGACGUUGCCGGCACUUGACCUCCCGAAGGUCCGAAAGAAUAAAUUUAUUGAGAUUCUUCCAAUUAAUGUUGGUUGUUUGGGGGCCUGUACUUAUUGCAAGACAAAGCAUGCCCGUGGGCAUUUAGGGAGCUACACUGUUGACAGUCUUGCAGGGCGUGUAAAAACAGUUGUAGCUGAUGGAGUAAAGGAAAUAUGGUUGAGUAGUGAAGACACCGGAGCAUAUGGUCGUGACAUUGGGGUUAAUCUUCCAAUUUUAUUGAAUGCUAUUGUUGCUGAACUUCCUUCUGACGCUAGCACAAUUCUUCGAAUAGGGAUGACAAAUCCACCUUUUAUUCUUGAGCACUUAAAAGAGAUAGCAGAAAUUUUGCGCCAUCCAUGUGUAUACUCCUUUCUUCAUGUGCCAGUGCAGUCCGGUAGUGAUGCCAUUUUGACUGCAAUGAAUCGAGAAUACACUGUGAGUGAAUUCAAGACUGUAGCUGAUACCUUGACUGAGCUAGUUCCAGGGAUGCAGAUUGCUACUGAUAUAAUAUGUGGAUUCCCUGGUGAAACAGAUGAAGAUUUUGCUCAAACUGUUAGUCUUAUUAAAGAGUACAAGUUUGCCCAAGUUCAUAUUUCACAGUUCUAUCCUAGACCUGGGACACCUGCUGCAAGGAUGAAGAAGGUCCCAAGUAAUGUAGUGAAGCAACGAAGCCGUGAAUUGACUUCUGUGUUUGAAGCUUUCGAUCCUUAUAAUGGAAUGGAGGGCAGAGUGGAAAGAAUAUGGAUAACAGAUAUUGCAACCGAUGGAAUUCACUUGGUUGGCCACACAAAAUCAUACGUGCAAGUUCUCAUAGUUGCCCCAGAAAGCUUGCUGGGUGCUUCAGCUAUUGUUAAGAUAACCUCCGUUGGAAGGUGGUCCGUUUUUGGAGAAGUGAUUGAGGCCCUCAACCAAAUAAAUCAGAAAACAAGGUCAGCCGAGAAAACGCUCACUGAGGACAAAUGUUCUUCCCGUCCUGACCCAUGUGAGAGUUGUGCGUGUUCAAUAGAGUCAGAACCUUGUGCUUGUGGACCAGAGGGCUGUGGAGGACAGAGUACUUUAGAACAAAUUGAUGAUUCGCAGAAUGACAUGCUACCAGAAGAUCGAAAUAGAAGAAAUCUCAUCGGAUGGUUACUAAGAAAGCGAAAAAAUCAGGUACAAAAAACGGUGGAGAAUGGUAUUGCCUCGGGAUCCAAGAAAAAGCUAGAACGCCCCAAAGUAGCACUGGGUGAGUGGAGUGUUGUCGAUAGGGCACUCCUAGGAGGAUUAAUUGUCAGCUUUUUGACUAUUGUAACUUUACUAAUAAAUCUUGGAUAUAAGACUCUGCCAUCCAAGUGA